Messenger RNA from Marmota monax (woodchuck), 14990 nucleotides. RefSeq names its product CDK5 regulatory subunit associated protein 2 (gene Cdk5rap2). Gene Ontology annotation, cellular component: microtubule plus-end; mitotic spindle pole; perinuclear region of cytoplasm. NCBI's taxonomy places the organism in Eukaryota, Metazoa, Chordata, Mammalia, Rodentia, Sciuridae. The transcript has 38 exons. Gene Ontology annotation, biological process: chromosome segregation; negative regulation of centriole replication; regulation of mitotic cell cycle spindle assembly checkpoint. The coding region runs from base 180 to 5864 and encodes 1894 amino acids. Gene Ontology annotation, molecular function: microtubule binding; gamma-tubulin binding; protein kinase binding. The record is from RefSeq and is a predicted model, not a curated record.
UUCCGUAGGAAGAAGCGGCCGGAAAGAUGGCGGCGGCUGCGGUUUGAAUUCCAGCGGCGCCGCCGGAGUCCCAACAAGAGCUGGGUUAGAGGGGGCGGGGACCUGGGGAGCCAGGCGGAUCGCGACAAGCCAGCGGAACCAGUGGCGCCUUCGCCACAGGUACCAAUGCCUCUGUGUCCAUGAUGGACUCCGUGUUGGAAGAGGACGUCACCCUCCCCGGGACGCUCAGCGGCUGCAGUGACCUUGCUCCUGCUUGCCCAGAUGACCUGGAUGGCAUCAAUACCUGUGUUGGAUUGGAAAAUGGAGAGCUCCCACAAGUGUCAGAAGAAAAGGUGUCUCCCACCAGAGUACGGAACAUGAAGGACUUUGAGAAUCAAAUCACUGAGUUGAAGAAAGAAAACUUUAACCUGAAGCUCCGCAUCUAUUUCCUCGAGGAGAGGCUGCAACAGGAACUUGAUGGCCCCACUGAACACGUCUACAAAACUAACAUCGAGCUCAAGGUGGAAGUAGAAAGUCUGAAGAGGGAGCUGCAGGAGAGAGAGCAGCUGCUCAUCAAAGCCUCCAAAGCAGUUGAGAGCUUAGCUGAAGGUGGUGGCUCUGAAAUUCAGCGGGUGAAAGAAGAUGCUCAGAAGAAGGUGCAGCAGGUGGAAGAUCUCCUAACCAAGAGGAUACUCCUUCUGGAAGGGGAUGUGAAAGCCGCCCAAGCAGAACUGGAAAAGGCCUUUGCAGGAACAGAAACGGAGAAGGCUCUUCGGCUGAGUUUGGAAAGCAAGCUUUCAGAGAUGAAGAAGAUGCACAAGGGGGACUUGGAGAUGGUCCUGGUUCUGGAAGAGAAGGACAGACUGAUUGAGGAGUUGAAGCUGUCUUUGAAGAGCAGAGAAGCUUUAAUUCAGUGCCUUGAAGAGGAGAAAUCUCAGACGGCAUGUCUUGAUGAGAAUGUGUCAUCUGGAGAGCUCCGAAGACACUCUGCUGCUCUGAGGGAGGAAAAGGAGAGAGAUGCUGAGGCUGCACAAAUGGAGCAUCAGAAGGAGAGAAGUCAUUUUGAAGAAAGGAUCCAGGCACUUCAGAAGGACCUGAGAGAAAAGGAAAGAGAAAUUGCUGCAGAGAAGAAAAAUAGUUUAAAGAGGGAUAAAGCCAUUCAGGGCCUAACCAGGGCAUUAAAAUCAAAGGAAAAAGAGGUUGAAGAACUUAACUCUGAAAUCAAAGAGCUCAGUGCUACCUUUGCUGAGGCCAAAGAGGCCCUGCAGAAAACACAGGAAGCACAGAUCCUGAAAUGCCAGGGCUCUGAAGGCUCCCAGGCUGCUCUGACAGAAAAGGAAGCCCUCUUGGCUGAGCUGCGCUCAGAAAACCUUACUAAGAGUUCGGAGAACCACAGACUGCGGAGGAGCAUUAAGAAGGUCACUCAGGAGCUCAGUGACCUGCAGCAGGAGAAGACGAGACUGGAGAGGGACCUGGAGGAAGCCCGCUGCGAGGGGAGCAGGGGAGCCCGCACCAUCCAGGACCUGAGAAAUGAAGUUGAAAAAUUAUGCAAUGAAGUCAAUGAAAGAGAGAAAGCAGUGGAGAAUUGCUACAAGAGUCUUUUAAGUGAAAGCAAUAACAAAUUGCGUGGUCAAGAGCAAGUAAUCAGACAUCUGAUAGAAAGUGCCAGUCAAAAGGACCCGCUGCUUCAGAAAUUCAGUGAAAAAGAUUUGGAAGCAGUACAGCAGAACCGGUAUUUAAUGACUGCCGAGGAUCUUGAGUUCAGGAGCGAAGGCUUAAUAACAGAAAAGUGCUCUUCUCAACAGUCACCAGGCAGCAAGCUCAUCUUCUCUCAGGAAAAGGAACAGUCAGACUAUGAAAAGCUGAUACAGGUCUUACAGCAGGAGCAGGACAUCUAUGCCCAGCUGGUGAGGUCUCUGCAGGACCCAGACAGUAUGGACACCGUGCAGGCAGAGUUGAACAACAUUUUUGCCCUGCGGAAGCAACUGGAACGGGAUGUGCUUACGUAUCGGAAUUUGCAAAAGAGCCUUGCGGAGCAGAUCAGCGAAAUUCGGAGGCGGGAAGAAGAACCAUUUUCAUUUUAUAGUGAUCAAACGUCUUAUCUAAGUAUUUGCCUUGAAGAAAACAGUCAGUUUCAAGUGGAGCAUUUUUCUCAAGAAGAACUUAAGAAAAAGGUCAGCGAACUUAUACAGCUGGUGAAGGAACUCUACACAGACAACCAGCGUCUGAAGAAAACCUUUUUUGAUCUCUCCUGUGAGGGUUUCCAGGGAAAUGGCAGACCUGAGUCAACAGAACAAAGAGAGCUUCUAGCUAGCAAGGAGGACGAGGACACGAUCAAAAUUGGAGAGGAUGACGAGAAUAAUUUCCAGAAUGACCAGCAUUUGGAGCAGAGUAAUGAGAUCACUGAGGACUAUGCCAAAUUAGGCAACAAAAAUGGAUAUUUAAGACACACGGAUUCCAAUAUUUUAGACUAUGAAGGAGCCCACAAGCCUGGCUGCCCCGGAGACCAGAGCCAGGAAGCAGGGGAGCUCUUGGGUCUGCUUGCCCCUUUCUUGCACGAGAAGGCUGCAUUGUCACUGGAAUCCAGAAACAGGCCAGACCUUCUGAAAAUGCUAGGUGACUUGCUUUUGGAACGAAUAUGCUUGGCAGAGCAGGAAGUUUCUGGAAAACACCUUGAUGGUAAAACUGAGAAGACACUUCAGCAAAUGGCCAUUCAGCAAAGAGGUGAACUUGAACCUUUCGUCCAAGCCAGCUCAUUCUCCAAGCCACAUGAUGAACAGAAAUUGACUUGGGAUCAGCUGGCAAAGACAGGCGAAGUGGCCAAGGUGGAGCUCAAGGAUGCCUCAGUGCAGACUGUGGCCAAGGAGGGUGACCUGCUUGGAUUCCGACAAGGAGGAGAGAAGCCAUCUGGCACCAUAUUGAAUGCUGAGCCCCAGCCAGAGACCUGGUGCCAGCUUCCAGGGCAGCAGGCCACUCCCCUCUCCGGCCCCUGUGCUAGCCACAAAGAUACUAAGAAGUCCCGCUUGCCCAUCCUCAUAAAACCAUCCCGGUCAUUAGGAAAUAUGUAUCAUCUCCCUGCCACCCAGGGGGUGAUAGCUCGGCUACAGGGCCAGAUCCUAGAGCUGCAGGGGGAGCUGAAGGAGUUUAAAACUCGCAAUAAGCAACUGCACCAGAAGUUGAUUCUGGCUGAGGCAAUGAUGGAGGGGAGGCCAAUGCCUGACCCUAUGCUGCUGAAUGUGCCGGCAGCUCAGCCCCUUGUGGGACCAGCCUACCAGCAGAGCCCAGGAGAACAGAUGGGAACCACAGCCAUGCCCUCUGCUCACAAAGACAGGGAGGUGGAUGACAACCAGCAGACAAGCCUCAGGACGGAUCCUGAAAUUUGUCUGUCUGAUGAUGUUCCCAUGUUACCAGCAUGCAAGGAGAAUUCUGAAGAUUUUCUGGGCCCAAUGUCAGUAGCUACUCACUUGAGUUCUAAGAGUCAGCUUUCUGUUAAAGUCAACGUGACUGAGACUGACCAGUCUGAGAACAUCAGUACCUUAAAUGAUGUGGAAAACUUAAAACAGAAAAUCUGUGACUUGGAAGCUGAGCUGGCGGGCUACCGGGAUUUCAUAUUUCAGCUUCAAAAACACUCCCAGUGCAGUGAGGCCAUUAUUACAGUUUUGUGUGGGACAGAAGGGGCCCCAGAUGGGUUGAAUAAGCCCAAGGGCAGUGCUGAUGAAGAAGAAAUGACCUUUUCCAGUUUGCACCAAGUACGAUAUGUGAAGCACAUGAAAAUCCUCCAUCCUCUGGCCCCAGAGAUGAUUGAUGGCAGGAUGGUUGAGGGCCUCAAGCAGCAGCUGCUGGACCAGGGGGAUGAGUUGCCGAAGGAGCAGAAUUUGAACUUGGAACUCUUCAGUGAAAUCCACAACCUGCAGAAUAAGUUCAGAGAGAUCUCACCCUCGAGAUACGAUUCAUUAGUUCAGUCCCAAGCCAGGGAGCUGUCCCUUCAGCGGCAGCAGAUUAAGGACAGCCACGGCAUCUGUGUCAUGUACCAUCAACAUGUGAACACCAUGAUCAAGGCGUUCGAGGAGUUGCUGCAGGCCAGCGACGUGGAUCACUGUGUGGCCGAGGGCUUCCAGGAGCAGCUGAAUCAGUGUGCAGAGCUCCUGGACAGACUGGAAACUCUGUUUCUCAAUGGAAAAUCAUCUGGAGUGGAGCUGAGUCCCCAGAAUGAGCCGAUAGAGAGGACUGAGGAAGACAACGUGGACUACCAGCGUCUUCUACCCGAAUCUCCUAGGCCUUUCUCCUCUCAUGUGCUGUCUGAUGAUGAAAUAUCCGAGAAGUCCUUCCUCUCCCGAGAACAGAAGCAAGACAGCGUGUCCGGGCAGACUUCAGUCAUGGCAGACCAUUUUUCUCAAGACUUACUAAUGGAACACAUACAGGAAAUUCGAACUUUGAGAAAACGUUUAGAAGAAUCUAUUAAAACAAAUGAGAAGCUGCGGAAACAGUUGGAACGGCAAGGGACUGAGUUUGAUCAAGGGGCUACAAACAUUUUGGCUUAUGGUUCAGAGCUGCACAAUUCUCUCACCUCAGAGAUUAAUUUCCUGAGGAAGCAGAACCAGACGCUCAAUGCGAUGCUCCUGAAGGGGUCUCAAGAUAAACAGAAAGAGAAUGAAAAAUUACGAGAGUCCCUCUCCGGGAACGUGGCAAGCCUGGAGCGCCUGCAGCAGGAGCAUGCCUCUGUGCGGGGAGAAAACGAGAGGCUGCGGAAGGAAGUCGGCGAGAGGGACAGGCUCAACCAGCAGCUGAGCCAGGAGCUGGACAGGGCACAGAAGGAGGUGAAGUGGAGGCAGCAGCUGCUCUCACAGAACCACAAGUUGCUCCAGUCUCUCCGCGUGGAGCUGAAGGUGUAUGUGAGGCUGGACGAGGAGCACCAGAGGCUACAGCAAGAGACUGGAGCAGAGGCACCAGAAGGCUGGAAGGGGCAGGAGCUUCUCAGUGACCUGCACGACCUCCUGACAGAGAUCCAGGCUCUGCGGGCACAGUUGGAAGGUGGCAUCAAAACCAAUAGCACCUUACAGAGCAAGCUGGAGGAGCAGCUGGCACAGGGGGAGAAGAAGGCCCAGGAAGGAGACCUCAGUCUGGCUGUCCAAGCCCCGGGUGUCCUCGAUUGGACCCUACAGCUAGACAAACACGAUGAUAACAAAUGUCCCCUGGCAAGCAGUAAUUCCUCUGACCUUGAGUCCACUUGGGCUGUGAUGCCAAAGUCAGCUUCAGAGACUCCUCCACUCUCUGGAAAUGACAUAGACUCCUUCUCCUGCAUCAGUGGCAGCUCUGUAACCAGCACCCCUUGCCUGCCCCGCAUGGCUUCUCGCCUGUGGGCCAGCAGGAGUGGCCGCCACAUCCUGGGCCUGAUCGAGGACUAUGAUGCGUUGUGUGAGCAGAUCCACCAAGGACAGAGGCUCCUUGCUGAGAUGGACAUGCAAACCCAAGAGGCUUCCAGCCCCAUGGGUCAAGAGCUGAGGACAAAGGGUCUGCACUUGGUGCCCCUGAGCAAGUUUGUCUCCAGCGUGAGCACGGCCAGGCUGAUCCUAGAAGAGGCCUCGAGGUUGCUGAAGCUCCUUUGGAGAGUCUCACUCCCCACAGAUGGCCAGUGUACCCUUCACUGUGGGCAGAUUGGAGAAAUGAAAGCAGAGAUCACCAAACUACAGAACAAAUUGUUUGAACAAGAAAAGAAGUUGCAGAACAGCAUGAGGCUUUUGCAGCAGAGCAAGCACCAGGAAAAAGUCAUCUUUGACCAGUUGCUUGUAACCCACAAGGUCCUUCGGAAGGCCAGAGGAAACCUAGAGCUGAGGCCCGGGGGUGCCCAUCCAGGAACAGCCAGUCCCAACAGACCUGGCUCCUGAGGACUUGAAGCUAAUAAAGCUUGUGGCCCCGAGAUCACGCGUCUCUGUUCCAGCUGAGGCUUCUGGUGGCUGAGGGAGAAAGGGGAGAAAUGGCUGCCUGGCCCAAGGAAGUCUCUUUCCCUCCGUGUUCUCCAUCCACACGUGGCUCGUGGUUGUGGCCACAGAGGUUCAGGUGCUCUGCGGUGAGGCGUGGAAAGGCCUUGAGCUCUGGGAGGCUGCGUGGGUCUGGGGCAGAGGGAUGGCGUUGAGGCUGCAUGCGUUGCUAGGCUCCACGUUUGUCCUGGGUGACCUUGGCUCUCACUGGCUCUGCAGUUUGAAGAAUCUCCUUAAAUGAUUCAUUGCAUUCCAAGGGGAUGAUUCAGUCACUUUGUGUGGAGCCUCAGAGCCUGGGUCCCAAACUCCCCUGUGGGACAGGCCAGGUCUCAGGAGUCACUUGAUCCUCAGAUCUCGCCCUGAGCCUGCUGCUGAGCCCUCGCAGGUUUCCAGAGAGGAGGACUCCAAGCAGCGUGGCCUUGGGCUGUGCCUGCACCCUACAGGUGCUCGGCCUCUCACAGUCACCUGGAGAACAGCCCUCUCAGUGGUGCUGUCUGACUUAGGAAGGAGCGGGGUAAGGCUGGGACUUGGCAUUUGCACUGUCCCGAUGAUGACAGUCCACCCAGUGUCCUCAUUGGUGCCUGGGGGUACUUGCUUGCUGCAGCUUGUUAUUAACCCUGCUUAUCCUUAACCUUUGCCCUGAACGUCACAGUGUCCCUGAGAAGUAAACAAAGCAGGGCUGAAGCUGGCCCAGGGACCUCCUGGAGACGGGGCAGACUUGGCCCCCAGUUGUGCUUUGACAUGAUUCUCUUGGCCUUGCUCUUCCUGUCUCACAGUCCUGUGCCCAUGGUCAGGUUCACAAAGUGCCCAGCUGGGCAGAUGGGCCUCUUGUAGGAGGCUGGGCAGGGAGCACUUGGAACCCUGACUCAGUGUCCCUCACUACCUCUGCUUCUGCCAUGUUCUGUGCAUUUGAGUGACCUUUGGGAUGACCCUGCAUUUUGCUUUCCUUCUGAAGUCACUCAUGCAGACCUGCUGCCUCUAGCUGUGGCCUCCCCUGCACCCAGCUCCCGGCUGCCUCAUCCCCCUCGUGUCCUGACCUCUUAGAGUUGUUCCCUGUCUCUGGUCCUCUGCCUCUUCUCCUGUCCCUGGGCUCCUCUCUAGUAUUUAAUUCCUUUUCCAUCCAGUUUGUUGGUCUUGCGCCCCACCCCCAGAUUCCUUCUCUGCCCUACAGCAGCUGAGGUGCUGAGAAAACAGGGCAUCUGAUCAUGAUGCUCCCCCACCCGAUAGCCACCGGUGUCUUCCCGCCACCUUCUGGUCCAAGCCCAGGUCCCUGACAGGGUUCAUGGGGGCCCGUGUCUGGCCCCUCCUGGUGCCCCUGGCUCCUGUCAUUCCACUUCCUUGCAUUCUGGUCGGGUCCAGGCGAACUGAACCAUCUCCAGCUCACUGGUGGGGCCUUGCUGCCCUGCCCUACCCAGCCCAGCCAGGGUGCUGACUCUUUGAAGUGCCCCUCCCACCCUUUCUCUUUCCAGCUAGCUUUGAGUGGUCUUUCAGAAAUCUUUCCCCCAUUGAGCCUCUCCCGAUCCUUGAUGCUCUGUGCUGCAUCCCUCUCUGCUCCUGCUGCCCCCAGAGCCGUCACUCCCUGUUUGGGGACCUCCCUGAGCUCCUGGAGAGCGUCUUGGCAGGCCUGGUACACAGAGCCGAGAGAUGGGACCAGUUCCUGGGAGAGACCUGAUCCGAGGAGCCCGUCUUCAGGUUGCUGGGAGACAGUACUAACUCCUGUGCAGCCAAGGGCAGCUUCAGGCACCCCACAGUUCCUCCCUGGAGCCCCCAGAGCCAUGUGGAGGAAGUGAUGGUGGUCAGGGUCACCCUGUCUUCACAGAUCAGCCAAGAGCCUUAGCUUAUGGUUAAUGGAGCCAGGACUUGAUCCCUCUUGAUCCCUCCUGUCCUUCCAGACCCCAGACUGGCUUCUCUGCCACCCACACACCUGCCCAGAUGCAGGGAUGCUCAGCUGGAGGCAGAGGGAGCAGAAGCCAGGUGAGCCCAGGAGGGGGCCUUACCCCAGGUACCCUGGACAGGUAGUCGGGAAGGUCCCUUCCCGCAGGGGUUCCUCCUCUGCACAGCCACCCCUCAUUUUCACAUUUGCCUGGGUGUGAAAACUCAGAUUUAGGCAUAAUGUCAAAUGGAGUUCCUUUUCCAUGAAAUCAUACCAUGGUCUUUCCAAACAGAAGCUUGGUCAACAGGAGGCCUGGGUCCAGGCCCCAGCCUCCACACCUGUCAGAUGGGGCUUACCCUUCUGCCCAGUCCUGAUGGCAGAGUUGAUGAGAGCCUCAAAAAUUUAGAAAUAGCUGAAAAAUAACAUUCUUGUCAAAAAUCAGUGGCUCUUCAGUGUCUCUUCUGUGGCUGGUCUCAAGCAAGUUUUUUUUUUUUUAAUAUUUAAUUGAUUUUAUUCUUUAAAUACAUGACAGUGGAAUGCAUUACAAUUCUUAUUACACAUAUAGAGCACAAUUUUUCAUAUCUCUGGUUGUAUAUAAAGUAUGUUCACACCAAUUUAUGUCUUCAUACAUGUACUUUGGAUAAUGAUAUCACAUUCCACCAUCAUUGCUAACCCCCUGUUCCCUCCCUUCCCCUCCCACCCCUCUGCCCUAUCUAGAGUUUGUCUAUUCCUCCCAUGCUCCCCCUCCCUACCCCAUUAUGGGUCAGUCACCUUGUAUCAGAGAAAAUAUUUGGCAUUUGUUUUUUUUGGAAUUGGCUAACUUCACUUAGCAUUAUCUUCUCCAACGCCAUCCAUUUACCUGCAAAUGCCAUGAUUUUAUUCUCUUUUAUUGCUGAGUAAUAUUCCAUUGUGUAUAUAUGUCACAUUUUUUUUUUAAUCCAUCCAUCUACUCAUGGGUAUCUAGGUUGGUUCCAGAGUUUAGCUAUUGUGGAUUAUGAAAAAAAUGUUCAUCAUCUCUAGCAAUUAGAGAAAUGCAAAUUAAAACUACUCUAAGAUACCAUCUCACUCCAGUCAGAAUGGCAGUUAUUAUGAAGACAAACAACAAUAAGUGUUGGUGAGGAUGCAGGGAAAAAGGCACACUCAUACAUUGCUGGUGGGACUGAAAUUUGGUGCAGCCAAUAUGGAAAGCAGUAUGGAGAUUCCUUGGAAAACUGGGAAUGGAACCACCAUUUGACCCAGCUAUCCCUCUCCUCGGUCUAUACCCAAAGGACUUAAAAACAUCAUACUACAGGGACACACUCAAGCAAGUUUUUAAAGUUUUAUUUGAAGUUCCUGUGUCAGGUGUGCACAGAUGCAGUGUGUAUGUGAGUGGUCAGAGGUGGGGGUGCAUUGGAGUGGUUAGCCCAGGCUAGGCUUGACGUCAGACCAGGAUUUGCCCAUGGGGGAACAGAACCACCUUCCCUGGUUUGUGCACAGUCCGUGGACCCUGAGGUUGGUCAUUGGCAAGGGCAUGAACUGGGGGUGCUCUGAAAAAGGAACCUCUGGUACAUCCAAGCCUGUGUGGCUGCGAGUCCCAGGAUGCCUGGGAGCAAGGCCCGCAGAGCAGGCCUGUGAGAGCCCUUCUCUUCAGGCCACCACAGGUUAUCAGGACAUGGUAAUCCAAACAAACGUGUUUUUAUUCCUUAGCUUAAAGAAAGUCCCAGCCUUGUCCUAGGGAAGGCCCACCCUUCUCUAGGAGGUAGAGGAGCAGACGGUUUGUUUGGGCUGGAUUAGGGCCAAGAACAAACUCUGCAGAUGGGGCAAUUUGGACCUUGGGAAAAGCUCCGUUGUCCCUGGUGAGUUAAUUUCACCAGCAGCUGAAUUCAGGAGGCUCCUAAGCAGCAAUCAGAAAAUGCGUCAAUUUCACAUCCUCUGUGAGAUUAAUUACCACGUGUGCAGCGCACCUGAGACAAACAGCUGCAGGGGCUAAAUAUAUCCAGGAGAGGAGAGGCCACGCCUCCGCUCAGCCUGCCUUGGGAGGGGUGCUUUGACCUCACUUCUGAAGCCCACCUGCCUGCUUCGCUGCCGUGAGGCACAGGUAAGCUCCUGGACCCCCAGGCAGUGGCAGCCUGGAUAGCAGGAGCCACCUCCUCCUGUCCUCCAUUUUUUUAGUCUGCACCCCCUACCCAUUUCACAGAAAAGGAAACUGAGUCACUCAGAAUCUGUUCUCUGAAUUUUCCUGCCCUGCUUACAGACAGAUGGUAUCCUCACGUGCCCUUUCCCACUCAGUGUCUCUGGAUGACCAGAGCAGGGACCCAGAGCCCCACAGUUGAAUUCCUCCACACAGUAGCCCGGGAACUGCUUGUAAAUGGCCUGUGGGUGGAGAAGGAGUGAUCUUGUUAAUACAAGUUCUCAGCAUCGCCUCGGCCCGGAAACCUGCCUGGGGGAUCCUGGCCCUGCCAAAUGGCCUCUGCGAUCUUGGCCAUAUUUUAUGUCUAACUCAAAAAUCCAAUUAUCAAGAUUACUCAUCCCGUCUCCUGAGGAGGCCAGGCUCUGCCUCAGGGCCAGGCUGUUUACCUUUGGCCGCAGUGGGGCCUUCCCAGCUAGCUUUGCUGCUUGCCAGGGGGCUGGCUGUGGGCAGAUCCGGAGACUCAGGGGUCUUGUCCUGGGCGUAAGGAGGUGCCUGAAAAGACUAAGCCUCAGUUUCCUCAUCUGCAAGGUCACGAGAUGGGGAAAGCUAAAGAGACAGAAUGACCCCAGGUGAGGCCCAAACGUCAGCCCAGGCCUGGGGGUUUGUUCCUGAGGGUCCUGCAUUCAGCCAGUACCUCCUCCUCCCUUACUCUCUGCAUCCUGUCUGACAUCAGUGUCACUUCACCUCCCAAAGCCAUUGCUUCAUCCAGGUGGCCAUCAGUUCCCACCUGGACCACUUACUGCAACAGUAAGACUUCCCCACUUGCACCCCUACCCUCUCCAGAUGUGCCCCAGGCCACAGCUAGAGCAGAUCUGCAGUGCAGAGCCCCCACUUACCUGGUGCCAAGUGUGGAACGCUUCCUCACCUGGAGUGGUGCAGGCCCUCAGGCCCGGCUGCUGCCCUCUGCUUUCCCCUCAGGCACAGGGCGGCUGCAUGCUGCCCCUGCCCGGCACCUCCCUGGCACCUCUCACCCUGGCUUCUCGAGCUGGUGGCUCCUAGUUAUGUUCCAGAGCCCAGUCCUUAGUCUCCCCAGUCAGAAGCGGCAGUGAUGCUGAUGUUCGGUGCCUGCUGAAUCUGCCUCACUGGCAUUUGGCUACCAUGUGACUUUGAAUCGUGCAUUUGAGGAGGAUUUGGGCCGGUUACGCCUCUUCCUGUCACUAGCCUGAAGUUCUGGAAGGCCCCAGACCUGGUGUGACUAGCUCCCCCCCCCCCAGACCUGGUGCCUGGCCCAGGGCCAGCAAAUAUGCUCACUCACCUGUGUUCUCAGCUGCUCCCACCCCCAGAAGAGCUGGAGCUGGUGGGCAAGAGACAAAUAAUGGUGCUAAGGGGGAUACUUGUCCUGGGGUCCCAUGAGCAGGUAGUAUUGGGAAUAUUACCACGUGCUCUUCCUGCCGGCUCUGUGGGGACGGUACUGCCUUUUUCAGAUGAAAGAGGCACAGAGCCACCUACCUGCCCAAUGUCACAGGGCCAGAGGCUGGGAGCUGCAUUCCAGCGGAGCCUGCGGGUGCCCCCUGUCCGCCUUGGGCUCGAGGGCUGAGCUGCACAGAUGUACCGAUCGCACUUGCAGAUCGUCAGCUUCGGCAUCUGCCCGCUCAGAGGCUCCUGCAAGGGACCCAAAGCCCAGCCCUGGCCCUGGCUUGGCCCAUUUCUGCCCCUCUAACUCACUAUCUUCAGCCUCUCUGUCCUUAGCUUCCCUGUCCAUUGGCAGUGUCCAUGUUGACCCAUCUCCUGACCCAGAGGCAGCCCUGGGCAUGGCAGGCCCCUCCCCUGGAUCACUGUUGCCGGCUGCAGUGGUCCCCAGCACCUUGGAUCACUGUUGCCGGCUGCAGUGGUCCCCAGCACCUUCCCUCAAGAUCUGUCACCAGCAUCCUGUUAGCUGGCGUUCACACUGGAGCUUAAUUACAUGUUUGCAGGCUUGAAAAGACACUAUUUGUAUUAAUGCCACUUUCUCCUCAACAGAACAAUGUGUGGUCCCAGUUCAGUUGGGGCAGUGGAUGACAGGGCUGGCAGGCACAGGGAAACAGAAGAACAAGGUCAUCCCAGACUCCUUGUCCUCAGCUGAAAUGACAUUGGGGUCAGAGACCAAAGACAUAAGUGACCAGGCCACAGAGCUCUCUGAGAGUGGGGCCAAUGGCUGGGAGCCCAGCUAGAACCCGUGUGUGAGAGAAGCCUGAGGGGGUGGGGGGGUACUCAGCAUAGGAAGGAAUUUGAAGACCUCGGUGUCAAGUUCAUUUCCAGCACCUACCUUCUCCCAAGUGCCAGGUCCAGUGUGUGCCCUGAGGCUCCUCGUUGGGUGUCGGGGAGCCAGACGGGGAGGCAGGCCCUCAGUUAACUGGCUCUAUCAUGAUAAAUGAUCACCAGGGCCCUCAGGCACCCAGAAAAGGGACUCCUAACUGGCCUUGGAGGUGACAGGGAAGGUGCCCUAUGGUGACCCUAGGUGAGUGGAAAAGGCCACCUGGGGAGAGCAGGUGAAGAGGAGGGGGUGCUAGGUCGAGGAAAGAGCUGAGAAAGGCCCACGCUCACUGCCGUGGAUCUGGCUGGGGUUUAGAAUCCACUCGGUCAUCCUGGCAGGACCUCAGGUGCCACCGUGGGGCAAGAGGACUUCAUCCAGGAGCAGCAGGGAAGAGACUAGAAAUGUGGUGUUUGAGCAAGGGGGCUGGGUGGGUGCUGUGAGGGUCAGGCCCACCCGUCCUCACCUGGGCAGGACUGGAAAUGAGGCUGCUCUGGGUUCAAGACACCUCGGAGGACAUGGGCCUGUUUACCCCCUGGGAUGGGGCCGAGGAUCAGGAUGGGGUCGGCUGCUGGCUUGUGGCUCAGUAGUGGUGUAACUGCGUUCACGGGGAGAGAGCAGUAGAGAUGGUGACCAAGCCAAGAUCAUCUUCGUGGUGGGCAGAACAGAAGGCGGCAGGUGGAAGAGGCCCUCCAGGGGGCGGGGCCGUCUGUGCAAAGGCUGCAGGGGGGCCACGAUGGUGAGCUGCGGCUCACCUGAGGUGAGCCGGGUCAACCUGAGGUUGGGGCAAAGAGUCAGCAUUCAUUCGUCUUUUGGGUGGUCGUGGGAAGCCAGCGGCACUUGUGUCUGGGAGGUGGAGCAAGGCCAGGGAGGAGGCAGAACAGAACAGGCUGGCUGGGUGAAGGACUCAUGGUCCCCAGGGUGGCUGAGCUGGUGGCCAUGGGCCUACUGGUGUCUCAGUGGCUGCAGGGAGGCUGCCAGCCAGAGGAAGCAGCCUCUACUCCCACAGCAAUGGGAACAGCAGCCUGGACGUGGCCUUCAGGGGACUUGCCUUGCUCAGGACUCCUGCUAAGAUACGGCCCCUGCGCCCUGCCCUCGAGUGACGUCCGGAGACACAGGGUAUCUGAGCAGCUCCAGGACGGCUGCUGCUCUGCCCUCUGGGAGUGCUCCGAGUGCCCCCAGACCCCACUUCCUCACCGUUAAGACAGGAUCAGGGCUGGGUAGCCGCACUGCCUUUCUCCUACCCAGACCUCCUUCCCUUCAUGUCCCCUCUACUCCAGGAAGCCUCCCUCCUCCCCAGGGAGCCCGUGCUCGCCGCUCCCUGCCUCUCACCAGCCCUGGGAGUCCUUUCCUUCCUUGCCUUCUCUCCCCUCUGUCCUCUCUCCCCCACUCCUAUUGCUCACAGCUUCUUGCCUGCAUCCAGGUAUGGGGGCCCUCUGGUUUCCCUGCCCUGUCCCCACCUGGUCUCUGCACAGCCAGGAUAUGCUCCAGCACCCCAAACCCGACCCUGUCACUCCCCUGUGUGUGAAUCCUCCCAGACCAGUCCCGUUCCUCCCACAUCCUGGCCUGUGGUGUCUGCUGGCCUUCCCUGCCCAUCCAUCUGGGCUUGUUUUUGUUGGUGUCCCCCUGCCUCGUCCAUGUGGUGCUGGACCUUGUCAUUCUCAUAGGCCCCCAAAGUCACCUUCUGCAUCUCUGGGCUUCGCACAUGUGUCUCCUGGUCUGAAAUGCUCACCUCGCACAUCCUCAUCCUGAUACCCACUGGUCCUAAAGACUCACCCUGGCAUCGUCUCUGAGCCUGCAUUCUCCAAACCUCAGUUUAUCCCCAUAUAAGAUGGGUCUGAGCCAGGCAUGGUGGCGCACGCCUGCAGUCCCAGCGGCCAGGAGGCUGAGACAGGACCAUCAAGAGUUCCAAGCCAGCCUCAGCAAAAGCAAGGCCCUAAGCAACUCCAUGAGACCCUGACUCUAAAUAAAAUACAAAAUAGGCCUGGGGAUGCGGCUCUGUGGGUGGUCCUUGAAUUCAAUUUCCGGGAUUCCCCCCAUCCCCCCCCCAAAAAAAUGGGGCAUGAUCCCACUUUCCCCUUGUUACUGGAGAUUGACUUGGGGUUUCAGUCAACUGCAGGCAGCUAAGUUAGCUGAGACUAAAAGGUUUUAGACUAAAAGGUUUUAAUCUAUUCAUUAGUAGAUGUAUAGUCAGCUUUUUAUCACUCACCAAAUACCUGACAAGAAAACUCAGAGAAGGAAAAGUUUAUUUUGACUGGUGGUUUUGGAGCUGUAUCCCAAAGUCAGCCUAGCCCAUUGCUCUGGGUCCAGGUGAGGCAGAACAUCAUGGCGGAAGGGUGUGGUGGAAGAGCGCUGCUCCACUCACGGUGGGCAGGAAGCAGAGAGGGUAGGGGGCUGCAGAGAACAUGCCCCCUUCCAGGGCAUCCCCCAGUGAUCCACCUCCUCCAGCCACGCCCCACCUGCCUGCAGUCACCACCCUGUGGAUCCAUUCAAACUAGGAUGGGAGAGUUGGGUUACAGCUCUCAAUUAUUUCUCCUCGGAAUGUUCCUGCAUUAACACAGGAACUCUGGGGCAACCCCUCAGCCAAACCACAAUAAGUCCAAAUAAGAGAAGUGGAUCGUCUAUUCUAUCCAUGACCUGUCAGACUACUCUGGGAGCCUUGUGACCAUUUCUGGUGACUUGGCUUUAGGCUGAUGUCAACAAAGUAGAUUAUGUCAUUAAACGUAUUUUCCAUUCAUUAAACAUAUGCCAGAAAUUAUA